GUUCUUUCCAUGUCUCACAUCCCUUGGGACCCAUCCCGGCGUCAUCUGCUAUAACCUUGUCCAUUCAGUUAUAUCCCUUGUCUAAUUACUUGAUGAGCAUGUUUUGACCUGUCCACACCACAGUCAUUUGACGAGACCUUGCAAAACCGCCAACCUCUAUUCCUUCAUCACUCUCACACAAUGGUCGUGCAUCAACGCGUCGCCCCCAUGAGCAGGCCUAGAAAGCCCGCCGGCCCGCGCGAAGAGAAGGUCGACAUGGAAGCCGUAGGAAACCGCACUGAGCAGUUGCACAAACUCGAGAUGAAGCAUCAACAAGGCGCAAGCAGAACCGACCUCCUGGUCAAGGACGAGGAUGUGCGACGCCUCAAACUCCGCAUCCUUACAUUACGCGAUGAGAACACCACAUUGCGCGAUCAGAUCACUCAGAGCAAUGAUGAGAACGCGAGGUUAGCCUCCCAAUGCGACAAUCUUGGCGCACAGCUCGAGGCCAAGAUUGAAGUCGUUCGUUCCCAGGAGAAGCAGCUGCGCAAGCAGGAGCGCGAGUUCUCCAGCCUCAAGAGCGAACUACAACUCAUGAACAACGCCAACCAGAGCUCUACCAAUAUCCUGGCGGAAAAGCUGGCUCUAGGUCGCGAGCUUGCCGUCCUCAAGCCAGAACUGGAACAUCUCAGGUCUCAGCUCACCCACCAGUCAGCCACCCUCGCCGAGAAACUCGCACUGGAGCGACAGGUCAACACUUUGGAGGUCGAAUUGGCCAACGAGAAGAAGGCUACCAAGAGGGCCAUGCAGAAACGCGAGAGUACCGACAGAACUGAAGACGACCUCCGACAGAAGCUGCGAGAGACAGAGAAAGAACUGAACGCCGAGAAGGCUCAGCGUGAGAGACUGGAGGACCAGCUAGCCCAGGAGAAGCGCACACAUCAACUAGCCCUGCAGGAUCAGGAUAGCACACGCGAAUUGGAAUCUGAUUUGCGCAAGAAAUACCAGGACGCCCAGAAACAAUUGCGCGAGUCGCAAGAGGAGAACGAACAGCUUGGCGAAGAGCUCAGCGCUGAAAGGCGCCAGGCACAAAAGACACAAAAGACACAGCAGAAGGGCAGCUCCGACGAGGCAGACGAGCUUCGCACCAGACUCCAAGAUUGUGAAGCCAAGCUCGCCGCCUCACAAAAAGAGGUCGCAAAGAUCCGCAACCAAGCACAGUCCUCGGUAGAAGAGGCUGAUCAUCGCAGCGAUGCAUUUGAGAAAAAGUUCGAGAAACUAAAGGCCAAGUUCAGGGAGCUCCAGGACCAGCUCAAACAGUGCCAGGCAGAUCUGAAGAAGGCGCAGAAGAGCAAGCCUUCAAUCUCUGAGGAGAUUGAGAUGAAGCUCGGAAGACAGGCGUUUAAGAAGCGCAAGGUCGACGACAUCAGUAAGGGCGAUUUCAGUGGCAUCACCAUCGCAACACCAAACGCAGACGACAAACCGCGGAAGACGGUCAUCAAGAAGAAGGCCGUCGAGCACUCAAUACUUGGUGAGAAGUCCACUUUCUCGAUCACGCCUUUCCUGAACCGUGCCAAGGGGCUUGCGGCCGACGAUGACGCGGAUGAAGAGGAUGAGAUCGCCGACACAAGUUAUAUACCACAACAGCAUAGGACUAGCCCAGCUGAGGCUGUCACAACAGCACCACCAGCCCAGGCCGAGACCGAAACACGCGAUUCCUCGUCGGAGCCUACCUCAGCUGCAGCCGAGCAGCAGAACGAGGAGCCGUCGAAGCCGCAACCCAAGGCCCGUGGUCGCCCCAAGAAAAUACUUGGCGAUGCUCCAUCUGCCAAGAAGAAUGCCCAACAACUCCCCAAGACUGCCAUGAGGAAGGUGCCAAAGGUCGCUUCAACACUGGAAAAUGUGGUCGAGGAGAGCCAAGAAAACGUGCCGGAGCCAACAGAUAAGGCCCAGGCCGUGAAGUUUAAUACUCUACCGCAGGACACGAGCACAUCAUCUGCCAACACAUCGAAAACGGAAGAGGUCAAGAAGAAGAAGCGUAAGGUUCUCGGAUCUACCAAGACGCUCUUCGACGAAGACGAGGAGGCAGUAGCACCUACUGUUGUCGAGGCAGCAAGCAGAGCACCUAUGAAUGGUGCAAGGAAGCGCGCGCCGAUUGCUGGCGGUGUGAAGAACGCUUUUGCAGCCGCUAGUUUCUCACCUCUGAAACGGGAUAGAAGGGGCGUUGGCGCCAGUUUCCUGGCAUAGUCGUGCCUUUUCCUAUGUAGCGGAUUUGGCAUAUGGCGUUGUGUAUUACGGACUUUUGCAUUAAUCGGCGUUUUGCUCGGAUAUAGGGCAUCAUUAAAGUACUGGUUAUUGGAGUAAUGGUCGCAUAAGUUCUGUAUGAAUAAAACAGAAUUCUCUGAUGUCACUUGUUAGAUGAUUUACUUGCUUGAAUUAUUG
Messenger RNA from Truncatella angustata, 2421 nucleotides. RefSeq lists its product as uncharacterized. NCBI's taxonomy places the organism in Eukaryota, Fungi, Ascomycota, Sordariomycetes, Amphisphaeriales, Sporocadaceae. The transcript has 3 exons. The record is from RefSeq and is a predicted model, not a curated record. Bases 181 to 2226 code for a protein of 681 amino acids.